AUGGCAAAGCGACCUCUCACUUGGCACGAGGCCAAAGAUGACACUGGAAAGAACGUACUUGUGGGGCUUUGGUUCGCGCCUGAAAGUCCCCAUCAGCGGUAUGUUUUGACUGCUGUUGUUACGGACAUGACAGAUUUUUGGGUCUUGGAAAAAGUGACAGCUUCACGAUUGAAAGAAAUUACUGGUGAAGCAGGGGUAGAGGUCUCGGAUGUGGGUGGUUUCCUAAGCCUGCUCAGAACUGCGAAUGUGAUUUCUGUAACAGGACUCAUGGGAAGUACGAGUUUGGAGUUAGCUGGGUCUGAAUCGGAGUUCAAAAUAAAAAUUCCCGUGUUCAGAGUGAGUGCUGACGAUAAACAGGACAAUUGGAGAAGGCUAUGUUCACAGCUAUUUUCCACCACGUUUGUGAUGAGCAGACAGAUGACCGCAAUCCAAAGAGAGAUGAAGCGAAAAGACAGGAUCAUCAACACAAUGCUGGAGAAGCUCUACAGUCUACAGAGAGAGCCAUGGCUUAGCUCUUCGUCGCAUGAACCAGACGAAGAACAGCUUCUCAGAGAGACUCGAUGGGUUAAGGAUCUCAUCAGAGACCCGCGAUUGUCAAUGUCAUUAUAUAAGUUCGAAUGGGAACGUUUUCAGCGAACUGUGGCGUCACGGCUUCCCCAGCCGGAUGUUCCUCUGUGGAGUUUGAUGAGGGGCAUUUUUCGCAACCACUCUGCAUGGGAGGCAAGUAAGUAUGAUUUUGAUGGGAAUGCUGUGAAUGUGGAGUCUGAGACGUCAGAAGAAGAAUAUGUGGAAGCUGAUGAAAACGACCGUGAUUCUCAAAUGACUGCUGCGCUACCAGUGAGAAAACGGACUUUUGGAACAGUUCAAAGCGACAAGACAGCUGAGACUGCUGAGACUCUUCAACCUGAAAGAAAACUAAAGAAACUGCGAAAGUUCGGGAGAAAUACGUCAUAA
Molecule: messenger RNA, 954 nt
Organism: Kuraishia capsulata CBS 1993
Lineage: Eukaryota; Fungi; Ascomycota; Pichiomycetes; Pichiales; Pichiaceae
Exons: 1
Coding region: 1-954 (317 amino acids)
Source: RefSeq, a predicted model, not a curated record